AUGGAUCUGAAUUACAUGCAGCUUCUUGCUGCUGCAGCCGCUACGCCGACAGCACCUCCGUUUACCUCGAUUGGGCAGCAGCCGCUUGCGUUUAACCAGCCGACACUACUGCAAAAUCCUUGGCUUCAACAGCAAUAUUAUCAGCGACUAGCUCUACAACAAUACUUGGAGAAUGUAAGAACUCCUAUGUCGAUCUCACCUCUUAUGCUACCAACAACACUUCCAACAACAUCUUUAGCAUCUUCAAAACCUGACGACAACAUCAGACCUCGGAUAAACACAACACCGGUCCACAUCGCUGCAUCGUACACGCUAUCAGGAGAUUGCGGUUUGGUUGCUCCGGCUCCGAAACGUGCCCGACUUGUGCUGCCCACCAUUAGUGAUGAAGAUCAGAAGCGAAAAUCGCUUCUCGAACAGCAACCACAUAUCGCAUCCUUGCCGACUCAAGCUGUACAAGCCGAACCACCUGUUGCCAGUACUCAUGUCCUUCCGUCCACCUUCACGUCGAAUCCAUCAUAUGGGACAUCACCCUCUACAGAAACAGGAGCUGAAAUGGGUUGUUCACCAAGCACUUCAGUGGAUGCGCCUGUUAUAUCGAAAGAGGACGAAGAACCAGAGUUGUUUAUCGACAUCGAAUCAGUCGACAAUCGUCCAGAAGGACGGGACCGUCGUCGUGCUUACAUCGACUUCUAUCGUAAAGUAAAGAGUGCACGGCAGAGGUACGAGCCUAUCUCCUUCAGCUUGCUUAUCACAUUAUGA
Molecule: messenger RNA, 759 nt
Organism: Haemonchus placei
Lineage: Eukaryota; Metazoa; Nematoda; Chromadorea; Rhabditida; Trichostrongylidae
Source: the annotation of a GenBank genome assembly